Dreissena polymorpha is the source of this 6194-nucleotide messenger RNA. RefSeq names its product phosphoacetylglucosamine mutase-like. Gene Ontology annotation, biological process: carbohydrate metabolic process; UDP-N-acetylglucosamine biosynthetic process. Lineage: Eukaryota; Metazoa; Mollusca; Bivalvia; Myida; Dreissenidae. Gene Ontology annotation, molecular function: phosphoacetylglucosamine mutase activity; magnesium ion binding. The coding region runs from base 71 to 1690 and encodes 539 amino acids. The record is from RefSeq and is a predicted model, not a curated record. The transcript has 17 exons.
CUUCGAUUAACCAUCUUGUCAUACGUAACAAGAAGCUCUUUUUAAAAGAGGUAGUUGUCAGACGACAAAAAUGGAGGAAGUAUGUAAAUUCGUUUCAGCCGAAUAUCCGCGAAAGUCUGACUCGUUUAUUCAAUAUGGAACUGCAGGAUUUCGAACAAAAGGUGAAGCCUUACCUCAUGUGAUGUGUAGGAUGGGAUUGCUGGCUGUUCUGAGAUCAAAGCAAAAGAAAGCCAGUAUCGGUGUGAUGAUCACUGCCUCACACAACCCAGAGGAAGACAAUGGUGUCAAGUUGGUGGAUCCAAUGGGAGAGAUGCUGGAUAUCAGCUGGGAGAAACAUGCAACACUUCUGGCCAAUGUUGAUGACAGCCAUCUAGCUGAGACGUUAUCAAGUAUUGUACAGCAAGAAAAAAUUGACUUGAAUCAGGAAUCAUGUGUUUUGUUUGCCAAAGAUACCAGGUCUAGCAGUGUUCUACUUGCCAAGGCCUUGCAGCAUGGUAUCACAGCCAUGGGAUCAGAGUUUGUGGACUAUGGUUUGUUGACUACGCCUCAACUCCAUUACAUGGUCAGAUGUAGGAACUCAAACAAUGACUAUGGUCAGCCCACAGAAGAGGGCUAUUACACAAAACUGGCUGCAGCUUUUGUAAAUCUACAAAAGUCUGUGACAGACACGGGGAAGUACAGCAGUGAGAUCACGGUGGAUGCCUCCAAUGGUGUAGGAGCCCAGAAAGUGAGGGAGCUGGCCAAACAUCUGGGAGAGCAGCUCUGUAUCACUGUCCUCAAUGAUGGAUCAGUGGGCAAACUCAACCACAGGUGCGGUGCAGACUUUGUCAAAGUUGGUCAGUGUGUCCCAGAUGGUGUUGCACUGUCUGAAGGGAUGAAGUGUGCCUCAUUUGAUGGUGAUGCAGACAGAAUAGUCUACUUCUUCCAAGGGCCAGAUUGCAGUUUUAAACUGAUGGACGGGGACCGGAUAGCAACACUGGUUGCUGGCUUCUUGAAGAGCCUGGUUGCGAGGACUGGACUCAAACUCAACCUUGGACUUGUACAAACAGCCUACGCUAACGGCAGCUCCACAUCUUAUAUCACAGAGACACUGCGGGUGCCAGUGGCCUGUGUAGCUACAGGGGUGAAGCAUCUGCACCAUCGAGCCCAGCAGUUCGAGAUUGGCGUCUACUUUGAGGCCAAUGGACACGGCACUGUGCUGUUCAGUGAUAUCGCUGAGAGACGGGUCAAUGAGGCUUUGAAGAAUUCCAGUUUAUCACCAGAGAGUAGAGCUGCAGUGGAGCAACUUAGACUGGUGAUAGAUCUCAUAAACCAGACAGUUGGUGAUGCACUGUCUGACAUGUUGCUGGUAGAGACAAUACUGUGUCACAGUGGUUGGGGAAUGCAGAACUGGUAUGACUGUUACACAGACCUGCCUAAUAGACAGCUCAAGGUCAAGGUGAAAGACCGGAACAUUAUUAAGACGACCCCAGACGAGACUCAGGCCACCACACCAGCUGGUCUACAGUCUGCCAUCGACAAACUGGUGGAGAAGUAUCAGUGUGGGAGGUCAUUUGUACGGCCAUCAGGAACUGAGGACAUUGUAAGAGUGUAUGCUGAGGCCGACACACAGGAAAAUGCGGAUGAUCUUGGUCACAAAGUUUGCCUGCUUGUCUUUGAUAUGGCUGGAGGGAUUGGAGACAAACCCUAGACGUGGAUCACAGCUUCCUGGUGGAUCAAAUUCACAAAGUGGAUCUAACCUUACAGGUUAUCCAUCUGAUGAUCCAGAUGGUGAUUCUGACUUCUAGUGAUUUAAAUUGUGAUCUUAUUGAGUAAUGUUUUGGGAAAAAGGGCCUAAAUGCAAAUGUGUAAAGUGCAGUUUCAGAUUUGCCUGUGCAGUCUCUCUCUGCUUUAAUGGAUUUUUUUGUUUAAAGGGAGUCUCUUCUAAAUGAGAAUCCAAUCUAGGCCGCAAGUGUUGUUCCUGAUAGGAUAGAGCCAAUAGCACAGGCUAAUGUGGGACCACAGCUUGCCCACGUGCAUUAAGAUCCAUUUUCUUAGAGGGCAGCUCAUUUACUGUGUACAGGGCAUGUUUUCCUAUUGCUUACUUAUAACAAUUAAGUUAAGUUCUUAAAGAAAUACAAUUUACACUUAAUAUUGCCAUUCCAAAUAGAUAUUGCAUACAGUAGUAAAAUUGUUCAAGUGUACAAUAGUCUUGAUUUAUAAUUUCAUACUUAUUAUGCCCCCCUUCGAAGAAGAGGGGGUAUAUUGGUUUGCACAUGUCGGUCUGUUGGUCGGUCGGUCCGUCCACUAGAUGGUUUCCGGAUGAUAACUCGAGAACGCUUAGGCCUAGGAUCAUGAAACUUCAUAGGUACAUUGAUCAUGACUGGCCGAUGACCCCUAUUGAUUUUCAGGUCACUAGGUCAAAGGUCAAGGUCACAGUGACUCGAAACAGUAAAAUGGUUUCCUGAUGAUAACUCAAGAAUAAUUAGGCCUUGGAUCAUGAAACUUCAAAGGUACAUUGAUCAUGACUGGCAGAUCUUAGUGAUUUUCAGGUCACUAGGCCAAAGGUCAAGGUCACAGUGACAAAAAACGUAUUCACACAAUGGCUGCCACUACAACUGACAGCCCAUAUUUUUAUCUUUUAAAACUCUGGCAAAGGUUAUAUUUUUGUUAAAUUAUGGUUUUAUUAUAAAAUAUUGUUAUUUUACUGUACUUCCUAUUAAAAUAAACACCAUAUUGCAGUCAAAUUUGAACAUUAAUACUGGUAUGAAUGUUAUGUCGUGAUCAUAAUUCCAGGAAAACUUGCAUGGCAGCAAACAGUUGAUGAAUCAUUAUUUGAAAUCAUGACUUGUGAUAUUUAUUUACCCGGUACACAUAAUGCUUUCAUUACAAUCAUACAUACUCACACCCAAACAACUAAAAACUGUGCAUUCCUUCUUAAAAAAAUAUGUACUAACUAGGCCUGGGCUUUCAAAACUAUAUACAAACUAGGUUGGGGCCUUCAAAACUAUACAAACUAGGCCAGGGUCUUAAAAACUAUAUACAAACUAGGCUGGGGCCUUCAAAACUAUAUACAAACUAGGCAUGGGCCUUCAAAACUAUAUACAAACUAGGCUGUGCCUUCAAAACUAUAUACAAACUAGGCCUGGGCCUUCAAAACUAUAUACAAACAGCCUGGGCCUUCAAAACUAUUUACAAACUAGGCCGGGCCUUCAAAACUAUAUACAAACUAUGCAUUGUCCUUCAAAACUAUAUUCAAACUAGGCUGGGGACUUCAAAACUAUAUACAAACUUGGCCUGGGCCCUUUUUCAAAGCUCCUUAUAGUAAAUCUAAGGAAAUUCCUUAAAUUUAUAAUUCUUUAAGUUCCCGGCUACGUGACCUUUGGUAUUUUUUUAAUGAACCUGUUUUAAACAAGAAAAUAUUUCUUAAAUGAUUUUUGUUUAUCUUUUGUAAGUGCAAAAUAUAAGAUUUGGUAAUGAACAUUUGUUCUGAAAUUUUUUCUUAAGAACACCAUGAGUUUAGAAUACUGGCCCUGAUUUAUAAACAAAGUCUCAAGUCUUUGAUGACAAUAUUAUUAUAAGCUCUUCAUAUUCCUUGUGCAAAUAAUUGUUCAUUGAUGAUACAAAUGCUAUUUUUUUAUGAAAAUUAAAUGUCAAAUUAUCACAACAAUUGAUGUCUUGUGUAGUUACAUUAAUUUUGAAAUAAUGUGAAUUAUAUAUAACGUAAGAUUCUAGAGUAAUUUUUUAAGGAAAAAAAAGAAAACCAGUGCUAAAUACUGAAGCUUAAAGCACGUUUGACUUGUAUAUACUUACUAAUUUUUUUUUAAUUAUCCCCCGCCAUCGGCAGAGGGAUAUUGGUUUGGCGUUGUUUGUUCAUCUUUCCGUCAGUCUGGAGCCAUAUCUUUGAAGUGCUUUGACGGAUUUCAUUGAAACUUGGUAUAAGUAUAUAUAUGGAUACUAGGAUGAUGCACGCCAAAUGGCAUUGUACACCAUUUGUUUAUAACGGAGUUAUGGCCCUUUGUAUCUUGAAAAAAUGCUUUUUUGAGUGUCAAAUAUAACACUUUUGUGUCCAGAAGCAUAUUGGCGGGGGAUAUCAAUUCAACGAAUUUGCUUGUUGUUUUAAAUAUUAUUAUUGUUGUUUGGACAAUUGUUUAUAUAAUUUAAUUGUAUGUAUUUUGUAACAACAUUAAUUUGAUCUAUUUAAUUUACUUUCUUUUUUAUGUAUCUGAACAGAAAAAGAAACUGGUGUGCAGUUUAAGCUAUCUUAGUCCUUCAUCCAUAGUAAUAAUAGUAAAUAAAUGAACAUCCCAAUGCUUUGUUUUAUACGCCUGUUUAACUACUGGCUGAAUCUGGCUUAAACUUUCACAGUUGAAGGAACUUUAUGCAUAGAGGGUUAGGUCUAGGGAUUUGUAUUUAACAGUUGCCUGGGUUGCUGGGAAUAUGUAUUUUAUAUUCUUUUAGCUAUUUUCUGUAUCUGUUAAGGCCGCGCUCUGUGAAAAAGGGGGUUAAUGCAUUUGCAUGAAGUGUCGUUUCAGAUUAGCCUGUGCAGUAUGCACAGGCUAAUCAGGGACGACACUUUCCGCAUAAACUUAAUUUUUGCUUUGAAAAGACUUUCUUAAAACUAAAAAUAUCAUUAAAGUGUAUAGUGUCAUCCCUGAUUUUCCUGUGCUGACUGCACGUGCUUAUCAUGGAUGAUACUUACGCACAUGCAUAAACCUCCCCCUUUUCACAGAACACUGCACAGUUUUAAUAUUUAAGAAAAUCGUGACAGAUUUACAGUGCCAUACUGGUAACUAAAAGGUGCUGUUUUUCAUUGGUGUUCUAGAAUCUAUGAUGCUGGUCAUUAUGUUGUGUUUGAUUGAUUUAAGAAUAUACUUUUAUAUCAAUAACUAAUAUUAAUAUUGUGGUAUGUUAAACUUGUUUAAGUAUAUUAACAAGAUGACAUAUAUCUAUCAAAUUUGCUUAUUAAUUCAUUUCCAUUUUUAAUGGCAAUAUUACCAAAAAAAAUCAUGCUUAAUGUAAGUAUAUCAUAUAACUGAUAAAGUAUUUGCUGAAUUCUUGUGAUUGUUAUUGAUUGUAGUUUUUCCACAUCUGUAUUUGUUUGUUUGUAUGGUAUUUACAUUAUUUAUAGAGAGCUAGCCCAUUUUUAAAAUGGACCAGUUUUCUGUUUAUGCUCUUAUUUUUUGUUCUUUUUUAUAUAAGUUGUUGAACAUAGAGUGCUCAAAUAAAUUAACGGAACUCAUUAAUUUUCUCAAUAAAUGAGCCGCUAUAUGGGAAAUCUUAACUUCAUGCAUGUGCGUAAAUUGUCGUCAGUUGGCAAAGGCUUAGCAGUUACUAUAUUUUCUGCUUUUAUAGAUUAUUUUUUUGUUUGAAGAAGGUAUCCAGUAUUGACAGAUUGUGACGUCAUAAUAAGCUGUUGCGGACUGUCAGACAAAUUGGGACGACACUUUAUGCACAUGCAUCACCAUAAUUUGUGUCUUGUUCUGAGAAAACUGGGCUUAAUGCAUGUGCUUAAAGUGUCGUCCCAGAUUAGCCUGUGCAGUCCGCACAGGCUAAUCAGGGACGACACUUUCCGCCUAAACUUGAUUUUCGGUAAGGAAGGACUUCCUUGAAACUAAAAAUACCAUUAAAGCGGAAAGUGUCGUCCCUGAUUAGCCUGUGCGGACUGCACAGGCUAAUCUGGGACGACACUUUACGCACAUGAAUUAAGCCCAGUUUUCUCAGAACAAGACACAAUUGGGACGACACUUUAUGCACAUGCAUCACCAUAAUUGUUCCCAGAACAAGGCUCAAAUGAUGCUGGUUAUUUUGGUGUGUUCCUUCAUUUUUGGAAUAUGCUUGUAUACAAAUACCAACAUAAUUAUAAACGUGAUAAUGUUGAACUUCUUUAAGUAUAUUUAAUUGAUUACAUACAAAAUUUGCUUAUUGUUUCUCUUUCAUAAAAAUGACAAAUAUGUAUGCUAAAAACAUUUGCUUUUAAAGGAAUGUUUGCAUAUACAUGUAACUUAUUUGUCUUUGCGGAAUUCUGGUGAUUGUUAUUGAUUGUAUUUUAUUCGCAUCUGCAACUGUUUGAUAUUUACAUUGUUAAUAGAGCUAGCCAAUUGUGGAUGGGAAUAUUUGCCUGAUUAUGCACUUUUUUGUUGUUCUUUUUUAUUCUAUAAAUGUUGAUGUACGUAGCGCGCUCAAAUAAAUAAACAGAACUCAUUUAAAUAUCA